AUGUUGCUCGCCGCACUGCUGUUCCGAUCGGCGGGAGCAUUUGAGAUUCCAGAGGCGCUCAAGGCGGGAAGAGAGCUGGAACAAGUGCUUCAGAAAGCUCAAAUCGACUUUCCGCUUCUGGAGCUCUCCCACACAGCUCCAUCAGGCGUGCGAACUAGCGCAAACGAGCUCAUGGCCUCAGUUCAGCGAGCGCGCAUCGCCAUUGCGCAGCACGUAACUUCAAUCCGCCACGGAGCGGACGGGUCGGCAGUAGACCAUGCUCGUCGGCUGCAAGACGAGCUCAUGCGGAGAGUCGAGACACACUACUCGGCUCAGCUUCAAGGUGCCGCGGUGGACAAGGUUGAGUGGCAACUUCACCGUGGACUUGCGGAUGGUGUGUCGGCGUCCAAGCAGCCGCACUUUGUGCAGAACAUCCUCCGUCCCGCUCCGGAACUUUCGGAGCUGAUCAGAGCGCAAGACGAGACUAGGUUUAGCUUUGAGCUUCGCCGUCUGCAGGCGGUGUUGAAGCGGAUCAAUCCAGUCAGCGCCUAUAAGCGUUGGAGAACGCGUCGUCUGCUCGCACAGAUCUCCUCGGAGCCUGGCAAGAAGGUGCAAGUCGGAGCGAAGGCCCAGGUCGGGAUGAAUGGCGGUCCGACGCCUUGGAACAUUGACAUGUUGCGCGCUCGUUUGUCGUCGAUCACCGCGCUCCGGUCAACGCAAGUCGCAUCGGAAGCCAGUUUGGCAGAAGCGGAAGCAGCGGCACAGCGGAUCGAAACAGCCGCACCCAUCAAGUCGGACCUCAAGCUGGACAAGCCGCCGCUGCCAAAGAAGACGAAAGCGAAGAAGAUGAAGACGAUCAAGCUUCCGGGAUGGGACGGAGUGAAAGCACCUCGCCGAUGGGCGAAAACGAUGCACCGCGUUGCACCGGUCGACAGCUGGGACGACAUCCCGAUCCCCGGUAUGACUCCUGUCCCUGUCGUGGCCCACUAG
Messenger RNA from Moesziomyces antarcticus, 969 nucleotides. RefSeq lists its product as uncharacterized. The record is from RefSeq and is a predicted model, not a curated record. The transcript has a single exon. Lineage: Eukaryota; Fungi; Basidiomycota; Ustilaginomycetes; Ustilaginales; Ustilaginaceae. Bases 1 to 969 code for a protein of 322 amino acids.